Molecule: messenger RNA, 2857 nt
Organism: Macrobrachium nipponense
Lineage: Eukaryota; Metazoa; Arthropoda; Malacostraca; Decapoda; Palaemonidae
Product: serine/threonine-protein kinase PAK 3-like
Exons: 1
Coding region: 968-2857 (629 amino acids)
Biological process (GO): protein phosphorylation; signal transduction
Cellular component (GO): cytoplasm
Molecular function (GO): ATP binding; protein kinase activity
Source: RefSeq, a predicted model, not a curated record
UAAGCAUGUAUUAUCAGUAUUAUUAUUUUUAAUUUCACGACGGAAUCUAAAAACUGUUCAAGACGAAUGACAAUAUUUUUGCUCUGAUCAUGAAAAAAAAAAUGAAAAAAUCGGGCCGGAAAUAAUAGCAGAGUACAUAAGCAUACCCAGAUCCAAAAAACGGCCAUGAAAGAGAUCUUGAAGCUGGGUUAAAUUUUUGACCAAAUUAAAGACUCGUAAGCACAGAUCCGAGGCUUCAAGUGACUCUCCAAUGCGCAUCUAGGGUUUAAAUUGGAUCUUCGAUAAGUCUUCAGCUUCCAGGUUCCAGGCUCCAAGGAUUUAACUCAAUCUUUGAUAAGUCUUCAGGUUCCAGGUUCCAGGCUCCAAGGAUUUGGCUGGAUCUUCGAUAAGACUUCAGCUCCAGGUUCCAGACUCCAAGGAUUUCACUGGAUUUUCAAUAAGUCUCCAGGUUCCAGGCUCCAACGUUUUCACUGGAUCUUUGAUAAGUCAUCAGGUUCCAGGUUCCAAGGAUUUGUAUGGAUCUUCGAUAAGUCUUCAGGUUCCAGGCUACAAGGAUUUAACCGGAUCUUCGAUAAGACUUCAGCUUCCAGGUUCCAGUCUUCAUGGAUUUCACUGGAUCUUCGAUAAAUCUUCAGGUUCCAGGUUCCAGUCUCCAAGGUUUUAACUGGAUCAUUGAUAAGACUUCAGGUUCCAGGUUCCAGGCGCCAAGGAUUUAACUGGAUCUUUGACAAGUCAUCAGGUUCCAGGCUCCAAGGAUAUCACUGGAUCUUCGAUAAGUCUUCGGGUUUCACGCUCUUCGAUAAUUCUCCAGGAUCCGGGCUCCAAGACGUCUUCAGUGGAUUCCAGAAAGGAUUUCCCAGAGAUUCCUGGAGACAUUCGGAUCGCAGGCGAGAAGCUUCCCUGGGAAGAGCCGGAAUGGAUCCGUCUUUUUCAAAAACUAACAAUACUUCGAAUUAAAACAGUUAGCAUGUCCAAAAUGGAUCACUUUACAAAUAAAAAUUCAUUGUUAUACAAUUUAUCUUCUCGAACGAGUGUGAAUCGUCGAGACUUGCUGGGAGCUGAAAAUGCUCCUUGUUAUACUUUAUUACCUCAGAAGAGGUUGGCCCGAGCGGCGAGAGGAAUCGCCCGGAGGAAAAUCCAAGAGUACUAUGGGAUGACGACCAAAGGACCGGACAAAGGUAAAAUUGAAACUGCUGACCGGAAGAGGAGAACAUGCCACCAUUUACCUGAAGUGGAGACAAACGCCCAGGGAAAGAAGAGGACGAUGGAGGAGGCUGAAGCGUCAGAACCGACCAUGAAGAGACGCAAAGUGGCUGAAGAUGGCAAUGCGGUUAUCAGGCAAGGUCUCCGGCCAGCGAAGAAAGGCGCCAAACGGAAGCGGAACGUCGGGACCAGAGCAGUCGGUCACUUCCCUCAAGUGUUGAGAAACACUGAGGGAAUGAAGAGGAACCUGGAGGGCGCCGAAGAGACAGCCCCGAUCGCCGAGCCACGAAGAACGGACCAAGACGGAAAGGCAAGUCCCCGAAGGCCUCCGCUAAAAGCAAAGCGAGGAGGAAGAAAGGCAGAGGUUUUACGGAAGAGGAACUUGAACAAUUCCCCGACAGAGCCGCUAGACAGCCAUGGAAGGAAGAGGAAGAGAGAAGAGGAGAAAGAGGAGGACAAGAUGGAAGAAGAAGCAGGCAAGAUGGAACCGCUGAACAAAAGACGGAAGGCGGAUCCAGACUCGCUCGGAGCCAAAAAGGCUCGUCCUCUCGGUCCGGCGAAGGCACGGCAGCGACUCCCCCGACAGGCAAAGGCCAAUGCGGUGGCGAGAAUCCACGAUCUCUAUGGUGCCAAGGCUCAGAGGGCCGAGAAGGGACAAAAGGCGGCGGCGGCGGCGGCGGCGGCGGCACCUGAGGGCAAGACAGAAGAGGCGGCAAUGAAAGGGAAAAUGAAUGAGGAAGGAAAGACAAGAGAAGAGAAGGAAGUGAAGAAAGGGAAUCUUCCUCCUCCCAAUGAACCCCAAAAGGAGCUGCCUGGAAGGAAGGAAGUGAAGGACCAGCCGCCGCCAAAGAAGAUGCCUGGAAGAAAGAAAGUGAAGGACGCCAAAGUACCCAAGGACCAAAAGAAAGGGAAAGGAAAGCCCACAGUCGAAGAAUUGAGCGAGGCUGAGGUGAAAAGGCUUCUGCUCAAAGGACAAGAGUUGGGUUCGGGAGCCUACGGAACUGCCUUCAAAGUCCUUCACAAGGGAAAGCAAGCAGUGCUGAAAGUGGCCAACGACAACCUGUGGACAGUGAGAACAGCCUUCAGAAACGAGGCUAAAACGCUAGAGGAACUCCAGGGCGCGGGAGGAGCUCCUAUGCUACUUGGGACCUGUAGUAAGCCAGCCGCCAUCCUCAUGGACUAUUGUUGUGGCGAAGAGUUCUAUUCGUUCAUAAACGACUCAAAGACCUUGCCUUCCCUCGCCUUGCAAGCACUUCCGGACAUUGCGAGGAGGCUCCACGAAAUCCACCUGGCAGGCUAUAUCCAUACGGAUUUGAAGACAGAUAAUGUGAUGGUCAACAAACAGGUGCAGCCCCGAAUAAUCGACUUCGGAUUAGCAGUGAAAAGGGGCACGAAGACAAAGGUAUGGCUCAAUAUGUCCGACUCAAUUUACGAGCCAGAGUACACGAGAGGUGCGCCCGCUCAGCCCUGGGGAGACGUCUACUCCAUGGGAUGUCUGGUUGAAGAUACUAUCUACGCCCUCUACGAUGACAUCCCGAAGGAUUACGAAGAUAUAAUAAACAUGGCCAAAAAUAAAAAUCCUAAACUUCGACCAACUGUGCCCGAGUUGGUGGAGCAGCUGGAUGCAGCGUGGCGGAAACUGAAUCUACAAUAG